AUGGCGUCGGAAUCCGGGAUUCCAGCCACACCGCCUCCGCGUCAGAACCCACCUGUCGGCGCGUCUGGCUCUGACACUCCUCCCUUCAACACCAACCCUUCCGCUGGCGCAUCUGCCGGCGGAGUGUCUGCCUCGCCGGCUUCCGCGGCGGGAGCGGCGGGCGAGGAGCAGAUAAUGGAUCUGGAGUCGUACGCGGCGAAUUAUUCUGGCCACACGCGCAUCGUACGGCUGCGAUUCAUCGCGGAGCGGUGCGCCGCGAUAGGCCAGACCGCGAUGGAGCUCGAGGCGCUGCGGAUGGCGGCGGACGAGUUAAAGCGCGGCGAGAACAACGCGGCGUACAAGGAGGUCAUUGCGAAGAUCGCGGGUCGCCUAGGACCUAAGUACGAGCUGGACCAGGAGUGGGUGGAUUCGGUGGAGCGACGCGCCGUGCAGAAGCAGGAGAAGCUGGAGAUGGAGUUAAACGGUUACAAGGUAUGGCGCGGACAUUCUGCAGGGAUGAGGUUGUGCUGCAGAGACGAACUUGAUAUUGGAGUUUAUCCGUAUUGGUGCAACCCCCCUUCCCUCCACCCUUCCCUUCCCCCUUCCUUCUCCUGCCCUUCCUUCCUCCCCUCUCCUGCCCUUCCGGCCCCCCCUCUCCUGCCCUUCCGCUCUCCCCUUUCCUGCCCUUCCGUCCUCCCCUCUCCUGCCCUUCCGUCCUCCCCUCUCCCUGCGUACCCGCUACAGACGAACCUGAUAAAGGAGUCGAUCCGCAUGGGGUACAACGACCUAGGGGAUUUCUUCUACUCCCGAGGGGACCUCCAGCAGGCCUUCCGGUGCUACGUGCGCACGCGCGACUACUGCAUCACGUCCAAGCACACCAUCGCCAUGUGCCUCAACGUUAUUGUCGCGAGUGUGGAGCUGGGGCACUUUGUGAACGUGAGCAACUAUGUGCAGAAGGCGGAGAGAGGCAUGACGGACCCCAUCGUGCUGGCGAAACUGAGGAGCGCCGCUGGGCUUGCGAGUUUGGAGGGGAGAAAGUACAAGGCUGCUGCCAGGAAGUUUGUGAGUGCCAGCUUUGACAUGGGAAGCAGCUACUCUGAGGUGAUAGCACCACAGGACGUGGCGGUCUAUGGGGGUCUCUGUGCGCUCGCCUCCUUUGACCGCGCAGAACUCAAGAGCAAGCUGAUAGACUCUGUCAACUUCCGCAACUUCCUAGAGCUCGUGCCGGAGGUCAGGGAGCUCAUCUACGACUUCUACGCCAGUCGAUAUGCAUCCUGCCUCACGUACCUGGACAAGCUGCGCCCAGUGCUGGAGCUGGACCUGCAUCUGCACGACCACGUGGCAGCACUCUACCAGCAGAUCCGCCAGCGCGCUCUCAUUCAGUACACCACGCCCUUCAUAUCCGUUGAUCUCCGCACGAUGGCCUUCGCGUUUAACACGAAUGUGGCGGCUCUCGAGAAGGAGCUUGCAGCGCUUAUCAUGGAUAACCAAGUGCAGGCGCGGAUCGACUCACACAAGGGCAUUCUAUACGCUCUGGUCUCAUCAGUGUCGAUCGUUAUCUGCAAUAAAGCGCUGCUUUCCCAGUUUCACUUCAACUUCGCGACAACACUAUCCAGCUGGCAUCUGGUGAUCACAUUCCUAUCGCUGCACGUCGCGCGGACGAUCGGGUUCUUCGAGCACAAGGCUUUCGACCCUAAGGUCGUCAUCGGGUUCGGCUUGCUCAAUGGCGCGUCCAUCGGCCUACUCAACCUGACACUAGGGUUCAAUUCCGUCGGGUUCUACCAGAUGGCCAAGCUCGCCAUCAUCCCUUGCACGGUCUGCCUGCAAAUCCUCUUCCUGAAGAUGAGAUUCAGUCUGCAGGUGCAGGCGUCCCUACUAGUGCUGCUGCUGGGCGUGGGAAUCGCCACAGUCACGGACUUAGAGCUCAAUUUCGUUGGCACGGUCCUGGCUGCUCUUGCCAUUGUCAGCACCUGCGUUGCUCAGAUCAUGACCAACACGAUUCAGAAGGGGUACAAGGUGAGCAGCACGCAGCUGCUGUACCAGUCGUCGCCCUUCCAGGCGCUCAUUCUCAUCCUCUCCGGGCCCUUCGUGGACGCCUACCUCACGGGUCACAACGUCUUUGCCUUCGACUACACCUUCAACGUCAUUUCGUUCAUCCUGCUGUCCUGCUUCAUUGCAGUGGCAGUCAACUUCAGCUCUUUCCUUGUCAUUGGCAAGACGUCGCCAGUCACAUACCAGGUGCUAGGCCACCUGAAGACGUGUCUGGUGCUGGGUAUGGGCUACCUCUUGCUCAACAACCCCUUCAGCUGGCGCAAUGCAGGCGGCAUUCUGGUUGCGCUGGUCGGCAUGGUUCUCUACUCCUACGUGCAGAUCCAAGAGGCCAAGUCCAGAGAUGCUCAGAUUUCAGCUCCUCCCUCGGGUGGCUUAAGUUUUGAGAAGGCCAAUGACAGUGACCGUGAAACUGUGAGUUAA
Messenger RNA from Closterium sp. Naga37s-1, 2451 nucleotides. The record is from the annotation of a GenBank genome assembly. Lineage: Eukaryota; Viridiplantae; Streptophyta; Zygnematophyceae; Desmidiales; Closteriaceae.